AUGAGAGGGAGAGGAAUCCACCGAAGACAGGCUCGUCCUGCAGCGUCAAUGACCUCCGAUCAGCAGCUCAACGGCAAUGACGACGAGGACGGCACCAACGAUCAGUUCUUUUCGGCUGCCGAAGAGCGCGACCGGCCCGACGCCGUUACCGACGACGCCGUGGCAGCUACAGAGACAGAUACCGAUUUCUCGGGCUCGGAGCAAGAUGAGGAGCUUUCAGAUGAUUCAAUGGACGAAGUCAUCUCUUUGGAGGCCCCUACGCUGCCAACGACGAAUUCGAUGAACUCGCUGGGGCCUGGAACGCCAAUGACGGCCGGCACGCUCCGCGGACGAAAAACCAACGGCUUGGCUACACCGGGUUCGGUCUUCUCCAACUUUACAUCUACUACUGCUCGUCCUGAUCGGUCGCGAGGGAGGCUGUUCAAGGUGCACGGCCUGAGGAAACAGAUACCUUCUGGCCUGUUGCAUCCCAAACCAUCUCCCGAAGACGAUGAAGAGGCGCGAAUCUACGUCGAUGUGGCGUCCCUCUCCAAGAUUGGGUGCUUCUCCGGCGACUGGGUCCGCAUUGAAGCCGCAGAGGAACCUCCCCUGAAUGGAUUUGGCGCAUUUGGACUGGGCAGCUUUAGCCACCCAGACUUUGAGGUGUCCAACUGGCGACCUGUUCGGGUGUAUGGCCUGCCAGAGGGCUACUCUCAGCGUCCUGUCACUCGUAUCAACAGUUCAAGGAAGGGUGACCGACGGACCUCCUUUUUCGAGUCGCAGGUCCAACGACCUUCCAGCCCGGCAGCUUAUGCCUCGCCAAUCUUGAUUGCAAACAUUGAUGGAGCCUCAUAUCUUCGUAUAUCGGCACUGAAGAAAUCUACGUAUCAGGGUAAGGGGACGCUGCCGAGGUUCGCAAGCGCCUCACAGCCUCCAUAUGCCAAAGACAUCGCCAUUCACCACAUAAGAACCCCAAUCUCCGCUGAAAGAGCGUAUCAAACCGCUGUGUUGGGCGGGCUAAAGCGCUAUUUUGCGCAUAAACUACGCCUUGUCCGACAGGGAGACUUGAUCGCCGUGCCAGUAGAUGCGCAGCUGGGCCGAGCUCUCCAAGAGGCUCCAGGUGCUGGCGGCUCCGAAGUUGACGACGUGGUGGCACUGACGGCACGAUCAACCGACUCUGGAGGAGAAGCUGCUUCACACCUUGACAGCGUUGCUUGGUUCAAAGUGGGCCACAUUCAGGUGCAAAAGUCAGACGAAGACGAGGACGGAGCUGAAUCUAUGUGGGGGACUGUCGCUUGCAUCGACAGCACAACCGUUGCCAUGCACGGCUCAGGAUUCGAGACAAGCCGGAUCCCCGGUAUCAAGGACAGCACCUGGCCUUACUAUCUCGGCCUGAAGAAGACGCCGCAACGGGGACCAGACGGUGGCCCUCCGCAACUGGCAGAUCGUGACCAACUGCAUGUUCCUCCUCUGAGACGCCAGUUGCGGGAGCUACUAGCCGCAGCGACAAGCCAGAGGGCCGUUCAUCUGAAGAUGCCUCCCGUUGUCAUCUUGCUCACCUCCUCGCAUCGCAACAUUGGAAAGACAACGAUGGCCAAGGACGCCUGCAGCGAUAUUGGCCUGCAUACAUUCACCAUUGACGCCUACGACAUCAUAAGCGAAGGAGGAGGCAGCGGAAGCGACGUCAAGACAGAAGGCUUCCUAAGAACGCGUGCGGAGCGAGCCAUCAGCUGCGGCCCAGACUGCUGUGCGCUCCUCAUCCAACACAUCGAGGCGCUGACGGCCGACAGAAUAGAGGCGUCUAUCAAGGAGAUACUUGAGGACGUUCGUGUGCUCAUUGCCACUACGAAUGAGGUCGACAAGGUACCUGACGGAGUCCGCGCCCUCUUCACCCACGAGCUCGAAAUGGGCGCCCCUGACGAAGCCGAGCGAGAGGCCAUCCUCAGGGCCGUCAUCGAAGAUCGCGGCGUGUCGCUCGAGCCGGCCAUUGACCUCAACGCCAUUGCUCUCAAGACAGCCGCCCUGGUGGCUGGCGACCUGCUCGACGUCGUGGAACGCGCCUCCGUGGCCAAGCGUUCCCGUCUCGAGGCGCUCUCUGCGAAAUCCAGCCACAGCAACUCAAUGGCAGUAACGGUGCGAGACGUCCAAGUUGCCGGCGGACCAUCUGCGCGCUGUCUCACCGCCGCCGACUUCGACGUCGCCGUCGAAGCGGCCCGCAAAAACUUCUCCGACUCCAUCGGCGCUCCCAAGAUCCCCAACGUCACAUGGGACGACGUCGGCGGCCUCAGCAACGUCAAGGACGCCAUCACAGAGACGAUCCAGCUGCCCCUCGAACGCCCCGAGCUCUUCGCCAAGGGCAUGAAGAAGCGCUCCGGCAUUCUCUUCUACGGGCCUCCCGGCACGGGAAAGACAUUACUCGCAAAGGCCAUUGCGACAGAGUACAGCCUCAACUUCUUCAGCGUCAAGGGCCCCGAGCUGCUCAACAUGUACAUUGGUGAGUCCGAAGCCAACGUGCGGCGCGUCUUCCAGCGCGCCCGCGACGCGCGCCCCUGCGUCGUCUUCUUCGACGAGCUGGAUUCCGUGGCGCCCAAGAGAGGAAACCAGGGAGACAGCGGUGGUGUCAUGGACCGUAUCGUGUCGCAGCUGCUGGCAGAGCUGGACGGCAUGUCGGGCGGGGAGGAUGCCGGAGGCGUGUUUGUCAUUGGAGCCACCAACAGGCCUGAUUUGCUGGACCCGGCGUUGCUGCGUCCUGGUCGAUUCGACAAGAUGCUGUAUCUUGGUGUUUCAGACACUCACGAGAAGCAGCAAACCAUUUUGGAAGCACUCACUCGAAAAUUCACCCUCCAUCCAUCCGUCUCCCUCGCCUCCGUCUCGCAGCGCCUGCCCUUCACCUACACGGGCGCCGACUUCUACGCCCUCUGCAGCGACGCCAUGCUCAAGGCCGUCACACGCCAGGCCGCCGCCGUGGACGCAAAAGUGCGCGCCCUCAACGCCGACCCGGCCACCAAGCACGAGGUCUCGACGGCGUACUUCUUCGACCACUACGCCACGCCCGCGGACAUUGCGGUCAUGGUCAUGGAGGAGGACUUUAUCGGCGCGCACGAGGAGCUGAUUCCCAGUGUCAGCGCGGGAGAGCUGGCGCAUUACGAGAAGGUCAGGGCGCUGUUUGAGGGAGGGGCUGAUAAGCAGAAGCAGCAGCAGCAGCAACAGCAGCAGCAGCUGGUGGUAGCAGAUCGCGGUAAGAGACCGGCCUCUUCGACGAGAUCGGGGAGUGCUGGCAGGUCAGCGUCUUCUAGCAAGGGCAAGGGCAAAGGAAAAGCCGUUGCAACGACGGAUGACGAGCUUGAGGCGGAUGAGGAGCGUGUCAACGGUAAAGGCAAGGGCAAAGCCGUGAUGGGAUUUCAAGACGGGACGGCGAGUGAUGACGAAGACUUGUAUGAGUGA
Molecule: messenger RNA, 3423 nt
Organism: Trichoderma asperellum CBS 433.97
Lineage: Eukaryota; Fungi; Ascomycota; Sordariomycetes; Hypocreales; Hypocreaceae
Gene: PEX6
Product: peroxisomal assembly protein
Biological process (GO): protein import into peroxisome matrix
Cellular component (GO): peroxisomal membrane; cytosol
Molecular function (GO): ATP binding; ATP hydrolysis activity
Source: RefSeq, a predicted model, not a curated record